Messenger RNA from Funneliformis caledonium, 363 nucleotides. The record is from the annotation of a GenBank genome assembly. NCBI's taxonomy places the organism in Eukaryota, Fungi, Glomeromycota, Glomeromycetes, Glomerales, Glomeraceae.
AUGGGUACACAUUAUUUAACAUUAACUGAAAAUUGUGAAAGUGAAUUAAUGGCAGAUAUUUUUAGAUUUGCUUCUUUAGUUAUUUUGGAGAUUCAAAAAAAAUUUCCAGAUCAUACAGAAUUAGAAGAAUUGAUUAGAUUUUAUGGAAAAUCUUAUUUACCAAAUUAUCCUAUUUCAAUAAUUGAUUCUGAAAAUAUAAGAAAUGAAUAUGUAGAAUGUGAAUGCAGAUCUUCUAAGCAAAAUAUUAUUAAAACAGAUCAUCGUAAUAGGCUUAGUAAUAAUACUCUUCAUUUAUUAUUAUUAGUUAGUUUGGAUGAUAUACAAAUAGAAGAUUUUGAUUUUAAUCAAGCAUUUGCAAUUUGA